GACGUGCAUAGCUGUCAAAGUCAUAGCCAGACUUGGUUGCCACUUGAAUGCCAAUGUGAUGUAAAGUGUAUGGUCAAAAAUCACAUCCACACGUUUUUCUGCCAUUUAAUAUGAAUAGAAAAUUUGUGCAUAGCCUGACUUGGGUGCCAGUUGAAUGUCAUUGUGCUAUAAUGGUAAGUGGAUGGUCAAAAGUCACAGCCACACGUUUUUCCUGCUAUUUAAAAUGAAUGGAAAAUUUGGACGUGCGUAGUCGACAACGGCAUGGAUGUGCAUGGCCUGCAAAAAAGCCAUAUAUAACAAAAUGACACAUUCCAAUAAAAUGUCAAAACACAUUUUGUCACAUGACAAAAAAUGCCACAUGGCAAAAUCAAUUCUGCCACAUGGCAAAAAAAUGCCACAUGGCAGAAUCAUUUUUUUCAGAUGGCAAAAAAAAUGACACAUAACAAAGAAAAAGCGCCACAUGGCAAAAUCAAUUUUGCCACAUGGCAAAAAAAAAGUGCCACUUGACAAAAAAAAAAUGCCACCUGAUAAAAUCCAUUUUGCCACAUGGCAAAUACCACUUUUGGUUCUCGCGCUCUCAAAAAGUUACUAAAAAAAAAAUAGUCGUGGCCUCAGCGUGUCGCUGUUGUUACCUCACACUUGCCGUAAAAGAGGAGGAGCCGAGUCAAACGCUUGCUUGCGUGGACUUUGUCGUCACGCUGGCGUGUCGUGCAGCUCGCGUGGAUGCCCACCCCCCUCCCACUACCCACCUUCUUCCCCAUCGGUCCCUCGGCUUGAUUGAGCGGAGCGAGUGGACGCUGCUGUCCGAACCCCAAACGCUGAUGUGGGCGUUGCGUUGAACGAGAAACCGUCACCAUCAUCUUCAGCCAUACUGGAUUCUUGCCGCUCUGCUAUGCCUCCUCACUUUUCGCGUUGACAGUCUUGUCGUCUUCGGCAUGGGUUCCCGCAGCCAAGGCUUCUUCCCCCACCACCAUCACCAACGCAGCUCGUCGGCGGCGCCCCCGCUGUCGACGGUGCCCCGGCUCCUGCCCGAAGGCGGCAUGGCCCAGAUCACGCCGGGCCUGUUCCUGAGCCGCGGAAACGUGGCGUCCAACCGCGGCCUGCUGCUGUCCAAGGGGAUCACCUGCGUGGUCAACGCCACGCUGGAGCUGCCCAACUUCAACUGGCCGCACGUGGAGUACGUCAAGGUGCCGUUGGCCGAUGCGCCUCACUCGCCCAUCUCGCUCUACUUUGACGGAGUGGCCGACAAGAUUCACAGCGUGGGCCGCAAGCGCGGCGUCGUCUUGGUGCACUGCGCGGCGGGCGUCAGCCGCUCUGCCUCGCUGUGCCUGGCCUACCUCAUGAAGUACCACCGCGUGUCGCUAGCCGACGCCCACGCCUGGGUGAAGGCCCGCCGCCCCGUCAUCCGGCCCAACGGCGGCUUCUGGCGCCAGCUCAUCGAGUAUGAACGCAAGCUCUUCGGAAGGAACUCUGUCAAGAUGGUGCAGACGCCCUACGGGGUCAUCCCUGACGUCUACCAGAGAGAACGCCGCGGCCUGGCACCCUACUGGGGACUGUGAGGCGCGGUUUCGCUCCAUGUCGUGUUUUUUUGGGCUGUGCUUGUCAUGAUGUCAAUUGUACGGUAGCAUUUUGGAGAGCGGCGUGCAGUGAACCCUCGAGGCUCGCCCUUAACUCAUUGGCUGCCAGGUCAUAAAAAGGAACAGACAACAUAUGACGUAUGAAUGACCUUUAUGUGAAAAAACGGUUGCUCAAAUAAUUUAAGUAUGCAAAUUUUUUUUUUUUUUUUCAAUCUGAGAAGAGAAACUAACGUUUAAAGGGAUCCACGGAUAGAAAGACUUGCAGUUCUUAAAAGAUAAGCCUUAUUUUGAGUUAAAGUAAUGUGUUAUUAAACCCUCUCUUGAUGUUUUUGUUUUUAUACAAUUUGUAAAAUUAGUUGAAUUGUAGGUCGUAGUGGUGUGCAAUCUUAGGCACCCCACGAUUCGAUUCGAUUUUGAUGAUCGAUGAUCACGGUAUUGACGAUGAUCACGGUUAUCACGAUUAUCGAUGCAUCGUACAUUACUAAAUAAUAUAGUAGACAAACAUUAUUUAUUUAAAAUAUCCUAAUGAUUUAACAGGAACGAUGGAAACAUGCCCAUACAACAAAAACCUGCCCUUAAGCUGCUUUUUUAUUCAUUUAUUUAUUUAUUUUUACAAGAAAGUGCAAAAACCUUAAACAUUUUAAAGGGAGUACUUAUAUCACUCAACAAUACAAUAAAAUGUACACAGGUGGAAUUAAUUCCACAUUUUCUGGAAACAAACUUUGUUAUUGGUUAAAAGAAGUGUUUUCACAGAUUUCUGUACCAUUUCGCAUGUUUGUAGUGUUACCGCUGUACUUAAUCAUGGUUUUACACGUUCUGCAUAUGAAAUACACGUGAGCGAAUUAGCUAAUUAGCUUAGCGCUCGGGGCUAACUAUUAACACCUAAAAAACAACAACAAUAAAGGCUAAACAGUACAAGAGGGUUCGUGUACUCACCUCUUGUUGAUGCACACGGGUCUUAGCAACACACUCAGGAUAUUUUUCAAUUGACAUGACUUGGAACUACAGCUGGACAUCUGAAAGACGAGGAGCAACAAACUAUCUUCCCCUCUUGCUCUAAAAAAUAACGUGCGCACAGCACACUUCUGUCCCUGCCUGUCUCAUACACAAAUUUAUUUUCCAGUCUUUUGAAAAACACAAUCUCUCAGUCAGUUACAGGCAGCAUCCGUUAUAACGUGCGUACGUCCGUUAAAGGUGUCCGGGCGGCAGACGUGUCUUGAAUUUUGUUCCGCUACGAGCGACUGUCAUAAAGUUAUGAGGGAAAAUCGUUUUUGAGCCUUUAUGAAUCGUAAUCAAAUCGUCACGUGUCGAAUCGCGAUGCAUGUAAUCAUUGAUUUUUUUGGAACUCCUCUAGUAGGUCGACGUUGUUGACGUCGCAAGGGCGGUGACAUAAGUGGGUUACGCUGCCAGGCUUCCAGAGUAUGACUAGCGAUAUAAACAUGUCAUUUGUUCAACCCUUUCAAUUUGAACCCGAGAGGAACAUUAUUGAGCAUGACAGCACUGUCAAUUUUUCACAAAACGAGCAGCAAAAGCAAAACGAACAGGAACGACAGGAUGCAAGGAGACAAGAGUAGGAAAAAUCGGGUGUUCUGCCUAAAUGUGCUACACUGGUGAAAUGUGGCGAAGAAAGAGACAAGAAAGGCGAAUUUGACACUCUAAGUCCGACUAUGCACUUUCAGCUUAUUUUGUUUUUUGAUAAAUACAGACAGAACAUACUAAAUAGGCCUUAAGAAAAUAGUUAAACAUAGUAAUAUCAAACAAGAGUGGUUUAAGUAUGCUACCUGAUAGAGCUGGGAAUCUUUGGGCACCUAACGAUUCGAUUACGAUUACGAUUCAGAGGCUCCGAUUCGAUUAUAAAACGAUUAUUGAUGCACCCCCCUCCUUUUUUUUAAAAAUUUAUUUAUUUAUUUAUUUAUUUUUAUGUUUUGUACUUUAGUUCCAAAAUUGUUCAAAAAUACUUUCAGGCUAAACCAAACUACUAUUUCAGUAUCAAGUCAACAUAUAGCAGUAAACAAAUAUACAAAAAUAACAGUAAAUAAAAAAAACUUUAGUCCCCAUUCUGUAUCAGCUGCUUUAAACUACAUUCAAUUAAUUUAAUGUUGUGAAUCAACCGUUAAAGUUGUUAAAAUUGCUCCAGUUAUUUCAUAAUUUCCCUUUUGUCUACUUUCGACAUGUGAAAGUUUUAAAACUAUUUUAAAGAUAGAUUCAAGUCAAUAUUUUACCGAUUUAGGAGUAUUUUGGAUAAAAAGUUAAUUAGGUUUGCUUGGAAGGUUCGCUACAACAGCCUUGCAGGGACGUGUACUGCUUUAAGAUGGCGGCCAUUUACUAACGCCCACAUCUAGCUUUUUGUAGGUGUGCUGCUAACGCUACCGAAUCAAUACUGCACCUAGUCCUAUAUAAAUGAUAUCUACCGUAACAUUAUGCAACUUUGUUGCAGCUUUUCGGCAGCAGUCAGGUAUGUUGUUGUGUUUUUUUUAUCUCGUGGCAUGAGUUGAGCUAGAGCCGUGAGUUGAGCAUUGGCAUUACCCGAGGGGCCGGGUAAUGAGAAGCAUGAUGUUUAGCUACUCUCGCUCCGUUCCUCAUUGACCGCGCGGCGCACUGAGUGUGUUGUAUUUCGCUUUACUUGGCAUAUUUCAAUAAUCGGAAUUUGGAUGUUUGUGAAUCGUUCUCGAAUCUUCCACGGCCGAAUUGUGAAUAAUCUAAGAAUCGGAAAUUUUGCACACCUCUACUACCUGACUAGUGUGGUCAACAGAUCAACAGUCUGCUUUAAAGCUACCACAAGAAAACAGUUUAGCAAAAAGCUUAGAAGUAUGAGAAGGAAAUCCAUGCGAAAAGUAUUUUGAGGCAGUGAAAAGGUAAUAAAAGACUCAAUAAAAACACAACACUCGCCGCUUUUAACCGCUGAGCGCAUGUGUUGGAUGUUUCGCCGCGUAGAAGGAAUGGCAGAAUACCGGUAGUGUUCGUCCAGUGACAGUGAAACUACGUCAUCACCCCGAGUGUCCAUUGCGCGCAUAAAACAUGACACCCUCUGUAGGUCAAAACAUGUACUACAUAUAGAAUUUUAAAAAGAUGGCAAUGUUUUAUGUGUCUCCAAUAACAUAUUUUAGUAAAAUAGAACAAUUGUGGCUUAUUACAGCCUACAAGUCUUUAAGUCCGAGGUUCCCUUUAAGGGCAAGUGACCUUUUUUUUUUUUUUUUUUUUUUUUUUUUUAAAUAACAAAAA
Molecule: messenger RNA, 4799 nt
Organism: Corythoichthys intestinalis (scribbled pipefish)
Lineage: Eukaryota; Metazoa; Chordata; Actinopteri; Syngnathiformes; Syngnathidae
Product: dual specificity protein phosphatase 14-like
Exons: 2
Coding region: 936-1559 (207 amino acids)
Biological process (GO): protein dephosphorylation
Cellular component (GO): cytoplasm
Molecular function (GO): MAP kinase tyrosine/serine/threonine phosphatase activity
Source: RefSeq, a predicted model, not a curated record